Messenger RNA from Didymodactylos carnosus, 696 nucleotides. The record is from the annotation of a GenBank genome assembly. NCBI's taxonomy places the organism in Eukaryota, Metazoa, Rotifera, Eurotatoria, Philodinida, Philodinidae.
AUGAAGCGUGAUGCGGCAAGGAUGUCCUUGGAUGAGAUACUCAAAAAGGUCGAAGAAGCUGAGAUACAGUUAUUGUAUCGAAGAAAAGAAGAAAUUCAGAGAUCUCUGCCUAAUAGAUGGAUUUCUACGACUUCUGAUUGCGAUAAAGAUGAAGGAAUUCCGCAUGACUUAACAACAUCGUUAACUCCGCAGCGGGUGCGACUGAAAACACCAGAGAGAACAGUUGUUGUUGCUAAACUUGACGCACCUUCUUUUCCAUCAACAAAUUUUUCUGGUCAAGAGACUCAGAUAGCUGAAUCUUCUGUUUUUCCAACUAAUAACGAUAGAAAUCGACCAACUUUUUCUCAAAACCGGCAAACCAAUUUUUAUGAACGAAAUAAUAAUAACAGCGGAGGUCGGAAUAGUAACAAUAACAGUUCUCGUUUGCCCUUUUCUUCGAAUAAUUCUCCCAAUUUUAAUCGUUCAAAUCCAUCAGCGGCAAAUCGUAAUAGAGAACCGCCGGGACCGUGUCCAAUUUGUCGUAAAAAUGGACAUUGGAGAAAUUGCAGAGUUCCUUGCACUAUUUACAGAAAAACUGGACACAGUGCAAAUUAUUGUUUUCAACAAAGAGGCAACUCUCAGCGUAGUGCAUCUGCCGCAUCUACUUUUUCCGGUGGUGAUUCACAAAAUCGACAGAAUUCUAAUCAUUUAAACUGA